CAAAAGUCUCCAUCCUUCUUUUGUGUUCUUCUCUUUCAAACCCAAAUUUCCUUUUUUCAGUUUCAGUUUCUGCAACCCAUCAUCUUUUGAUCCAAACCCUAAAAAUUCAAAUCCACAAAUUCAACUUCAAAUCAAACCAAACAAACAUGUAUCACCAGUCAUCUCAGCACUUCGAUUUGGAACAAGACAAUACUACUUCAGGAUUUAAUGGUGGAGAACAAACUUCAUGGCUUUCCGGCGAAGAUCUCCGCCCUAAUUCGCCGUCCCACCACCGGAAUCCUGCCGCCAAUAACGUCGACCGGCUUCUGUACAAUGAUCUUGUUCAGAUCGUUCCUCUUGUUCAGUCACUGAUUGAUCGAAAGGCGACUAGUUCGUUUACUCGUAGGGGGUCAAUGAUCUACACAAAAACACCGUCAAGAGAAUCAAUCUCCAAUAGGAUGGCUGAAGGAAAAGGUAGAAAUGCGCAGUCGAUUCCCGGGAAAAAGCGCAGGGAAAACGGUGGUGAUGAGCAAGUUGGAGGUGGUGACGGGGCUUCCAUUUUUUCCUCAAGUACGCUGUUGACAAAAGAAAGGGAAGAGUUGGUGGAAUUAAGGGAGAAAGUGGACGAUUUGCAGAGAAAAUUGUUGGAGAAAGAUGAAAUCUUGAAGGCAGCAGAAGCUUCAAAGAGCGAAAUGAGUUCUGUGAAUAACAUGCUCAAUGAAGUGAAGAAACAGGCUUCGGAAAAGGAUGCUUUACUGCGGUCUACUCAAGCGCAACUAGCCGAUUUAAAGAUUAAACUUGCGGAUAAACAAGCAGCUGUAGAAAAGUUACAGUGGGAAGCAACGACAUCCAACAAAAAGGUGGAAAAACUUCAGGAAGAUUUGAACGCCUUUCAAGGAGAGAUGUCAUCAUACACUCUUUUAUUCGAAGGCUUGUCAGAAGACCAUUUUACCCUCCCAGACCAAGACUACGAUGUCAACCCACAUGGUGGUCAACUUCCUGAACUAGAUGAUAUGGAUGAGUUGGAAAUGAGCAAAAUGGAAGAAGCACAAGAAGCUUAUAUGGCUGCCGUUGCGGCUGCAAAGGAGAAGCAAGAUGAAGAAUCGAUCAACAUAGCUGCGAAUGCUAGGCUGCAUCUGCAAGCUUUUGUUCUAAGAGGUUGACCGGUGUUAAAGUCAACAAGUUCGGAGUUCCGAUGAAUGUGGGAAACCCUUGUGGUGUAAUGUUAUUUUUUUAGUAACUUGUGUAAGUUUGGAUUACAUAUCCAAUUAUCCACCUGUAAUGAUUAUUCUCAUUCUCUAACUACAGAACAUGACAAGGGAAUAUACUGACAUGUGUGUAUAUCAGUUUCUCUGUGAAUCGAGAAUCUGGUUUGACCUAA
Messenger RNA from Helianthus annuus (common sunflower), 1360 nucleotides. Its product is annotated as protein MICROTUBULE BINDING PROTEIN 2C. Gene Ontology annotation, biological process: plasmodesmata-mediated intercellular transport. The coding region runs from base 147 to 1142 and encodes 331 amino acids. The record is from RefSeq and is a predicted model, not a curated record. The transcript has 5 exons. Gene Ontology annotation, molecular function: microtubule binding. NCBI's taxonomy places the organism in Eukaryota, Viridiplantae, Streptophyta, Magnoliopsida, Asterales, Asteraceae.